Hipposideros armiger (great roundleaf bat) is the source of this 1151-nucleotide messenger RNA. Its product is annotated as maestro heat-like repeat family member 5. The transcript is spliced from 9 exons. The coding region runs from base 152 to 1138 and encodes 328 amino acids. NCBI's taxonomy places the organism in Eukaryota, Metazoa, Chordata, Mammalia, Chiroptera, Hipposideridae. Gene Ontology annotation, cellular component: Golgi apparatus; cytoplasm. The record is from RefSeq and is a predicted model, not a curated record.
UGCCUCUAGGACAUGCCUGGAGGCCCUGAAGGGCCUCUUCUGGACCACCAACUACUGGGAGGUGUUCGCCUGCCUCAAGCUGCAGAAGGCCUGGGAACUCUUUGAACACCUGGAAACCUACACAGAGGGGGUGACCCUCUUGGCCAGAGCCAUGGCCCAGCAUGACUGUGAGGUCCAGGCCGUCUUGGGGCAGGCGGUCAUCCUCCUGACGAGCUCCGAGGAACGAGACAACAUCGUGGCCGUCCUCCUCGUCACGGAGUUUCUCAACAGUCAUGAUCUCACCCAGUACAUGUCUCGGAAAUCCAUGGACAACUGCCUGAGCCUGAGCCUGAAAAACCCCAACCAGCUGGUGCGGGCCAUGAGCCUGAAGGGCCUCAGAAGUAUCCGGAUGCACCCUAAGAAGGUGGGCCUGCUCCAGAACUGGCUGAACAGGCUGCUGGACAGCUUUCUGACGCCUGAGCCCCAGGACCUCAUGGGCCUGAUGAAGAUCGUGGGUGACAUCCUGUGCCACCUGGGCGUGCAGGGCGUCGGUGCUUUCAGCCUCCAGAUAGCCCAGAACCUGCGGCCGCUGUUUGAUGAUGACCGGGAAGACGUGCGUGGAGGGGCCAUCUUCCUGUACGGAAAUGUCAUCUACAGUGGCGGCAGGAGGUAUCAGCCGGCGCUCAGGAAGCACGCCUUCUGGUCUCUGGUGCCGCUGCUCUUCCACCUGGCUGACUCCUGCCCUGCCGUGGUCACGAAGACAAAGUUCACCUUCCUACGCUGUGCCAUCUUGCUCAAGUGGGAGUUUCGGAAGGAACUGUUCAGCAGAUUGGCAUGGGGUCAUGGCGUGGGUGCCGAGAGCGACAUUUUUAUGUACAUGGUGGAGAGCAACUUUACCAACCACCACCAGUUUUUCAUGCAGGCCUUGAUUUACCUGAGCAGCCCUCACAAAAACCUGAAGCUGACGGCCAUGAAGUUCAUCGGGGGGAUACUGCAGGACUACUUCGGCAGCCUCUGCUUCUCCUUAAAGACGGACGACGUGAAAACCCUCAGGAAACAAUUCGAGGUCCUCAAGCAGGAGCACGACUCUGUCAGCCGCAAGUUCUACCACAACCACUUGGACGACAUCAUCGAACUGUCCCAGAGCGUGACCCGCUGAGCCUCGGUGGCCG